GUUGGACACUUUGUACUCAGUUGUUGCAUGUGGCGAGCUGUAUUCAGUUGUUGCAUGUGGCGAGUUGUAUUCAGUUGUUGCAUGUGGCGAGCUGUAUUCAGUUGUUGCAUGUGGCGAGCUGUAUUCAGUUGUUGCAUGUGGCGAGCUAUAUUCAGUUGUUGCAUGUGGCGAGCUGUAUUCAGUUGUUGCAUGUGGCGAGCUGUAUUCAGUUGUUGCAUGUGGCGAGCUGUAUUCAGUUGUUGCAUGUGGCGAGCUGUAUUCAGUUGUUGCAUGUGGCGAGCUGUAUUCAGUUGUUGCAUGUGGCAACAUGUGGCGAGCUGUAUUCAGUUGUUGCAUGUGGCGAGCUGUAUUCAGUUGUUGCAUGUGGCGAGCUGUACUCAGUUGAAGCAUGUGGCAAGCUGUAUUCAGUUGUUGCAUGUGGCGAGCUGUACUCAGUUGAAGCAUGUGGCGAGCUGUAUUCAGUUGUUGCAUGUGGCGAGCUGUAUUCAGUUGUUGCAUGUGGCAAGCUGUAUU
Lottia gigantea (owl limpet) is the source of this 513-nucleotide messenger RNA. RefSeq lists its product as hypothetical. The record is from RefSeq and is a predicted model, not a curated record. The transcript has 2 exons. The annotation marks the transcript as partial. Lineage: Eukaryota; Metazoa; Mollusca; Gastropoda; Lottiidae.